This is a messenger RNA of Bursaphelenchus okinawaensis, 518 nucleotides long. NCBI's taxonomy places the organism in Eukaryota, Metazoa, Nematoda, Chromadorea, Rhabditida, Aphelenchoididae. The record is from the annotation of a GenBank genome assembly.
AUGACUGAAUCGCCAGUAUUGCUUCCAGAAGCAUCUCAGGACACUCUCUACACUUGCUCUUUGUGCAAGGUCAAGUGCAUUCACACUGAUGACAGAGUUUGCCCCAACUGUGGCUUCACGUUCAAUUUCAAAUGCCAAGGCUGCUCUAGAUUCUUGAAGUAAGUCUUUGAUUUUGUGUUUGAAUUUUAGACGAAGCACUUACGAAUGUAACAAAGUCAAAAAGAAGGUAAUCUGUACCUAUUUUCAGGCCACACAACGCAUAUUGUUCAUUCUGCGGCCAGAAGCAAAUUUCCUUUUUCCAACAGCUUCGUUACGACAUUUUUCAUCAUCGCUUUGAGAUCGUUACGGUUUCUCUGGCUUUGUUGGUCGUGUUGUACUCGAAGCGUCGUCAUCCACGUCUCCCCAGAUGCCAUAAUCAAAAGUUGGAGUUGCCUCUGCCCAACAUGGAGAAUAUCGGAAGAACCGCUCAGGAUUGGACUUCUUGGACUUUGAGCUGGAUUCCUGGCGUCAAGUAUUAG